UUUUUAUUUAUUAUCAACCAUGGCUUUACCUUUCUUAUACAAGACAAGUGUCAAGAAGAAGAAGGAAUCCUUAGAUUCUACACUGGAAUUAUUAUAUAAAAAGGAACAAGAUAAUAUACUAGAGCCAGAGGAAAUGGAUGAGAACUUCUUUUAUAAGCAUAUCACAACUCAUUUCCAUUCUUUAUUCUGUGAAUCAUCGAUCAUUUGUGUGCCUCAUUCAAAAUCAAUACGCGGUUUAGUAUUAACUAAGGAUAUCAUAGAGGCUCACUGCUUCCAACCUUCUCCUUACUUUUGUGGACAAUUUAUUGCGACCAAACAAAAACAAAAGAUCAUUGCACUUGAUUUCCCAGUGAUUACCACCAUUUUAGGAUUCAAAGAACAGAGGACAGUGCACGUCAUGGCUGAAGAGACUGUCUAUUUGAAGAAUAAAAAGAUCAGAGUGUUUUGUAUUGAUCGAUUACUAGAAGGUGAAGCACCCAAAUACUAUCAUAAAUCAGCCAUUACUAUUCCUCCUGUCCGAAACGCAAAAACGGAUCUCGAAUUCUUGAAUAUGUUUCCAGAGAACAUGGAAGCACUCUAUGAGUUGCAAUCUGCCGUACAAGAGUUUAUUGACUCUUAUGUUUACAUCAAAGGCUACAACAAGAAUACAGUAGAAAGGAUACAACACAUGUAUAUGAAGACAUACAGGACUAUCCUUCAAAAGAACAAGCUACUUCAAGAUUCAUGUCGCACUCCAUCUGAGCAUGACCAGUUCUUGGAACUGGUUGAAAACGUAGUGAUGAGCUUCUUGCAUAAAAAAAUUUGGGUUCAGACACUACAGCCUUUACUGCAAUCACAAGACAGCUAUCUUGAUUCCGUCUGCUUUGCAUAUUCUCACGUUGUCCUGUCUCAAUAUUCGCUUCGUUAUCCGUUAUCAGAAAUGCACGUCUCUUGCUUUCAAAAUGCCAUCCAUGAGUUUCAAAAGAUCGAUACUCAGGCAGCCACGCCACUUGAAAAGCUUGCAGUCUUGAAAUCAACCUUGGACUUGAUCUCAGCUGCGGUUCAUGAUUAUGUGACGCAUUUUGGGCACAGUACGAGUGAUACUUCGGUCACUUCGGAUGAAAUGAUUCCUUUACUUGCUUUUGUUAUCGUACAGAGUCAUGUGCCUCGGAUGGCAAGUCUGAUCUACUACAUGCAGCACUAUAGACUUGCCAGAAUGAUUGAAGGUUCUGUCUACAGCUUCGUCUUGGCUACACUUAAAUCAGCUUGUGAAUUUCUAAAAGAUGAUCCACUUUCCCUAUACGAUAUCGCUACUGCCACUCAACGAACACGGUCGACUUCAUUUCACCACAAGCCAAAGAGCGCACCCCUCUUACAAUCAUCAUCAUAUUAUCAUCACCGAAAGACUCAGAGUGCUGAUUUUGACAUCGAUUUGAGCAAUAACAACAGAAACAGCAGACAACAUAUUCUCCGCCCCCACAUCGUUUUACCACAUCGUUCAACCAGUCAUGAACAUCAUCGAAAGAGUUUGGAAAUACCUAAUGAUUGGCUAAUAUACAAUUCUCCUUCUUCAUCUAGCACAACCUACAGCAGUAGCCAUAGCAACAACAGUAACACAAGCCCAAAACCUCAUCUUGGACUUUCCAGACCGAUGAUCUCUACCACAUUUCCUUCCAUAUCCAAUUCUACUCCCUUAUACCAAACUUCUAAACUGGGUCGGUCACUAAGUGCAUCUCCUGUCAUCAAAAGACAGCAACCACCUGAAAUAAUCCAUGUUCCCGAUCGAAUCUCGGUUGAUCCAGCCAAGCGACCUGCUUCCAUCUGCAUUGAUACACGUUCAAUACAUAGUAUUGAAAAAGGUGAGGAUGAAGAAUUGAUGGGUGAUUUCUUGAAAGGUCUAAGCAAGUUGGAUGGUAAUGUUGUGGGUGAAAGAACUGGAUCGAUCAAAGUAUUCAACCGUAUACCAUCUUUAUAAUCUAUUCCCUCCCUCGUAUUUUUUUAAUAUUGAAAAAAAAAAGGGCUUUUUAUUAUUAAAGCAACAAAAAAGUAAAUCUAAUAAAAUUAAUAUUUGAAAGACA
Rhizopus microsporus ATCC 52813 is the source of this 2057-nucleotide messenger RNA. RefSeq lists its product as uncharacterized. Gene Ontology annotation, molecular function: SNARE binding; guanyl-nucleotide exchange factor activity. The record is from RefSeq and is a predicted model, not a curated record. Gene Ontology annotation, biological process: early endosome to late endosome transport. Lineage: Eukaryota; Fungi; Mucoromycota; Mucoromycetes; Mucorales; Rhizopodaceae. Gene Ontology annotation, cellular component: tubular endosome; late endosome; early endosome. The coding region runs from base 20 to 1954 and encodes 644 amino acids. The transcript is spliced from 9 exons.